Messenger RNA from Chilo suppressalis (striped riceborer), 876 nucleotides. The record is from the annotation of a GenBank genome assembly. NCBI's taxonomy places the organism in Eukaryota, Metazoa, Arthropoda, Insecta, Lepidoptera, Crambidae.
AUGCUAUUACGGAAGAAAUGGAGGUACCUCAGAGACCAAUACGCGGUGGAGACGUCCAAGAUCCCGCGGGCUCUGGAGGGAUCCUACACGCCCAAGUGGCCGCCCUUCAAAUCCUUACACUUUCUGAAGGGCGUCAUACCUCGGAGAGACAGAAAGAGGAAAGUCAGGCGUUCGUCUUCGAACACAUCGGAUGACCAGAACGACGAGCAGAGCGAUAUGGCAGCAAUGUCGUACCAGGAGGAUGAGUCGCACGACCCUUUCGAAGACGAAGUAGAUGUUAAGCCUUCUAGAAAGAAAUUGAUAUUUGCCUCUUCAAAUAAUGCAAUAACGUAUCAGGAAGAAAGACCUAAGGAAGAAGACGAUAAUGAACACAUGUAUUUCUUCAAGAGUCUUCUACCGCACGUGCGAGAGAUUCCUCGCCGACGAUUACUGGCAUUCAGAAGUUGUAUUCAAGCGAUAGUGGAGGACUUUGCUUACUCGACUGAUGCAAACUCUUCCCGUUUUCACCAACAACCCUUUCAAAAUGGAGAGAACUCAGCUAUCGAAAUCCGGCAGGCAGGCGGCAGGCGGCGCGGCGUGAGAUGCCCCGCGGUGUUGAUGAAUCGGGCGCACCAUCCAGCCAGAGAUGCGGGCUUAAGCCGAGGGAUGUGUUUAAAACCGGAUGUUUUUAAUAAAGCUCAUCAUCGAUUCGAGGCAUGUGAUUUAAGGUUGAGUGGAGCCCUUUCUUUGGCAGUGCGAGCAUGGAACACAGCGCCGCGGGCGCAGCGAAUGCGGCGCGCGGCGAAUCAGCCGGCACUGAUCGCCUCGCUCGCCUGCACCGUAACUACCGCAUUUGAAUAUCAAAGAACCAUCGGUAGAAAUAACUGGGCUGAGUAA